AUGGGGUUGCAAUCUACCUUAUUCGAACGGCUACAGACCGAAUUUUGUCCUCCACUGGAUACAUCACUUUUGGCAGCGUUAAUAGCUGACAUAGAAAGCGACGACAAUGGUAGCUUUGUUGAACCAUCAUCGACAGCCAUUGCCAGCCUUCGAAUCUCGCUGACUGAACUUGCUGCUGAAGCCGAGACCUCUCAACUGUCCGAGCAAUAUGCGAACCUCAACUUGGGAUCAGGUUGUUCCGACGAUACAACCAGUACGCCCAGUGCAUAUAUAGGAGAAACUGCAUCAUCGAGCGCUUCUGGUUCAAUGUCGUCGCAGUCUUCAUUUAGCUCCCCUCUAGGUUUUCUGCAAGCCGCUCUCCCGCACAUCAAAUACGACUGCUUAAACCGAGCACUAUCUAAUACUCAACCCGGUGAUAGGCGAGUUGGACAUAUACGGGAGAUGGAAGAGCGGGGUCUUGAUGGAUUGGAGGGCGCAGACGACAUGGAGAAUGAGUCUUCGUGGACCACAGUUUAUUCAAAGAAGAACGCUGUUCCUCUCAGAGAGUACAAGGCUAAGGCUACUGUGAAGAAGAAAAGGAGGAACAAAUCAACCGCCCUUACAGAUAUUCGCCAGCAACACCGAUACGCACCCGUUCGAUCGAAUAUAUCAGACAGGUGGACUCAACUAUCAUCUCUAUCGACUCAUGUGUCGACGUUCCUACCACCGUACGAACCUUCCUUCUUCCUCUCCUAUUUCCAUUCCCCAAGCUACUCUUCCCCAUAUGCAGCACUUCGUUCUGCUCUUUCCAUGAUCAACAAGUUGCAUCAAUCCGAUAUCGACGAUAUACCCGUUCUUGAUACCCUGCUUGACCUGUUGCUCUCAAUGUACGAGCAUUUAAAUUCAGAAGAGCAAUUACAACUUAAAUCGGACGCCGAACUUUGUGUUAAUGCCACCCAAGGAAGAGGUGAUGACGCCCUUGAACUUGUCAAACUCCUACGAGAGCUCGAUACCGAUUCCUCUUCCGGCUGUCUGGAGAUGGGCGUGUAUCACGUUCCUCAGCCGACACCUUCGUCUCAGAAUAUAUCGGGCCCUCUGAACUCACUAGAACCUCCAUCCUCGCCGUUACCUCUGAAAACACGAGCUGCAUCUGUACCCCCGGCAACAGUUCAUAAACCGAGUCUGUAUCAAUGGCAAUCUGUCAAGCGGCAGAAGAGACCAGAACGUACUCCACAGUCACUACCCAUUCACAUCCCAGCUUACACGAGGGACGUUAAUGGGAUGAAAGUCAAAGGAAGCGGCAAUGGAAUCGGCAAAGGUGGUAAAGGCGACGUGGGGGAACUCGACAAAUACAGAAGGCGGAUGAAUGAGAGUAUGCGGAAGAGGGAUGAGAUGCUCAAGGAAGCAGCGUUAAUGUGGCAGCGCGGAAACAGCAAAAGCAGAGGUGGGGAGGUAGCCAUGUAUUAUGCUGAAAGGGCGCGCGAACUCCAGGAAAUGGCCAAGAAUGACGCGCUGCAUGUUGCAUACAUGAUGGCGGACGCCAAGAGAGUUGCAUCAAAUGAACCGAAUACUGUGGAUCUGCACGGAACGACUGCCGCCGAAGCCAUCCACAUUGUGAAAGAGACUUUGGAGACGAUAGACCUGUCUGCCAAGCCUCUGAAAGUUAUCACGGGGCGUGGUAGUCACUCUGUCAAUCAAGUCAGUGUGUUAAAGCCCGCUAUUCGAAUGGCCCUUACAGAAGAUGGAUGGUCCGUCAGCUCCUGGGACGCCGGACUAAUCAUUCGGGGAAGACGUGCUGGAGCAUCAUAA
This is a messenger RNA of Desarmillaria tabescens, 1788 nucleotides long. RefSeq lists its product as uncharacterized. The coding region runs from base 1 to 1788 and encodes 595 amino acids. The transcript is spliced from 7 exons. The record is from RefSeq and is a predicted model, not a curated record. NCBI's taxonomy places the organism in Eukaryota, Fungi, Basidiomycota, Agaricomycetes, Agaricales, Physalacriaceae. Gene Ontology annotation, molecular function: endonuclease activity. Gene Ontology annotation, cellular component: nucleus.